CGGCAAUGUUUCGAGAGUUAAUGCAGGCAGAGGCACUCAAGAGCCCCGAGCCUCGAAAUCUCGGGCUGUGUUAUGUUAUAGGCCGCGCGCGCACGUGUGGGUUUGUGUACAGUGGUGGUUGUCAAGCCUCGCCAUUCGUCAACGGUCUUGCGACUAUACGUGUAGGUAUAGAGAGUCCAGGUGUCGACGGCAAUUCGGACGUCGUCUGCGCGUUAUCCAAGCGCCGAUGGAGGUGGCGCAGGCCGAGAGCCUGUGUUGUCGCGCUGUAUAAACGGGAGCUCGACGGCGUGCUGCCCCUGCCAUCGCAGUUGAGACUCGCUCUCGUCACGGCUAAUACUCUCGAGGUUCGAGCUGCGCUCUCUUUCUCUCUCGCUCUUACUCAUUCGCUCUCCGACGCGCAGACCGACUGCUGCGCGCUUCAGGAUUUCGCAAGGGACAAAACGUCCGCUCGUUCAUUCGUUCGCUCGUGCUCCAAGUGUGUGCAUACAUCGAGUGCGCUGCCUCAUUACAUCCAUACAGCGAGCAGUACAUUUACAUGCAGCCGCGUUGGCGGUCAGUGGCCUGGUUUUUUUCAAUCGACUCGAGAAAAUAACACAAGCUGCAGAAAGAGCAGCGGUGUCAUCGACGCGACGGACUCUAGUCAGUCUUUCACAGACGCAUCGAAAAGGAUAUUUAAGAGGCAGCCGCAAUGGCUGGUAAAUCAUUCAAAUGGCUGAUUUUUGCCGUGUCAAUGAUAUGGCUAGAAUCGACGUUGACCGAGGCUAAAAACCCAGCGUCAAAGGAAUUUACGCUGGUCGACACACUCCGCCAAAAGCUACUGACUUUGAACGAGGAGCCGUGGAACGGCGAAUCGUCGUUGCUCAACCUCGUCAAAAUUUACAACGGCUUCGGAAAUGAUUUGGACGAAGCCUUCCCCAAGAGUCCGGAAGAUCAUCUGGGCCUGCUCGACACGCUCUGGUUGUGGGCGCGAACCCAAUCGGAGCUGCGCAGCGUCGAGGGCCUCUACACGAAUUUCCGGCGCAUGCAGAACCAGUCGCUGGAGCAGCAAGACUCGCCACUCGACCUGAAGCGCUGGAAAAACUUUGCCGAUACCGUGCUCAGAGACGUUAACGCCGCGGUGCCCGAGGCUCUCGCCCGUAUCGCUCAAUUCGUCGUAACCGAUCGACUUUUCAUGUAUGCCUACCAGGAGGCUUCGUCCCGGAUGUGCCAUGACCAGCAGUCUCCGCAGCAGCUGCUCUACAACCUCUACAACACGAUCGCGCUCGUCGAGGUCAAGGGCGCUGCAAUGAUGCAGUUCUCUUGGACCAUGCUGAGGAUGUAUAACAAAGGUAAUUUCACCGAAGAAGUCGAGCAGCUGAAGCAGCAGUACGCCAUUCGGACGUCCGAGACGUUGAGGGCGGUAAAAACGGCCAUGUCGUUCGCGCCUCGCGAAUUCUGGAAAUGCGACCCGGCCAAACAUCAGCUGGACACGACCUACACCGAGCUCAAGCAAGUCUUCCAGGGUUACAUCGUCAACGAAGUCGACAUGAACCCCCAAAGUACUUGCAAAGAAAACUGCGCUUACUACAGCUACUCAAAGGUCCACGGCUGCUACGGCAAUCAAUUCUGCGCUACGCAGCGUCGUUGCAACGGCAAGCUGGUCAAUUGUCAAUACUUUGAUUCCGACAUGUGGAUCUGCCCAUCGGGCAAGAACAGCGUGAGGAGAUACGAGUACGUAGAGUACGAAAAUGGCCAAGUGUUCGGACGAAAGGACACGUGCAAGAAGCCGACCAUCAAGGUGGACAGCUGGUGGCGUUGGUUGUUCUGGCAUUGCAGUUACUGCAUGUGCUACUGCGACGAUCACAACUCCAACUCCGAUCGCUACUUCAACUUGCGCGACGUCAUGGCUGACAUCUACGCCAACAAAGUCGUCACGGGCGUUCGCAUGAAGAAAGAGAAUCAGGUGAUUCACAUUCAAAUUCAGCAGGGCACUUUGGGGCCCCGCGGCUUCAUCGACCCGGAAACCGUAGCUUGGAAAAAGAUCGACAACUACACGAUCAUCGACGACGACGUCAAGGCGGGCAUCGACUACCACACGAUCAUGUGGGAGAAACGAGCCGUCGAUCUGGACGACCUCGAGGCCCCGAGCGACCACCUGCUCACCGGACUGCGAUUCCGCACCAUCGGCGCCCACUUGAACCUCGAAAUUAUGAUGACCCCGUUCAACUUCACCACGGGUAAACUCGUGCCCGAAAAGAGCCAGUGGCACUCGCAAGACACCACCGACGCGAGCGAUCAAAUCGAUCUCGACGGAGAGAUGCAACAGGCUACCAAGAGGACCGAACUGAAGCUGGAGAAGCCCGACAUUCCGACGCGCUCGCUCGCCCAGGCGGUGCCCGACUCCCAGUCGAAUCAGUACCUGCUGUUCACGCCGACGGACCUCAACAAGGACGCGGCCCAGAGCACGGUGCCGUUCAUCGACGCCCAACCCGUCGAGCCGAGACCAGCGGUGCCCAUCUCCGGCGCCGGCAUCUUCCACAAAGGCCGCAGCGGCUACGGCGGCUUUCUCGCGCUCAAGCUCAUCACUUACAACUUCGAGCCGCAGAUUCGCACGGAGCUUCCGUCUUCGCCGCCGCUAAUCGGCUUGAGCAACGACAUCAGCGGACUGUAAACGCGACUGUGUCGAAGCGCGCGACGGGGUUUAUGGAGCCGCGUUGAAUACGAUGUAGACCUACCCGAUUACUUCAAACGUGUGGGUGGCGACUGCCGGCUAUGCUCUUAUCUCGACAUUGCCAAGAUACCAGAAACUAAUUUUCUCGAUUAUCUAUCCGACCGUUAAACUUGAUCAGAGUCAAUAGGCUUAUAAGAUAAUAGAAGCAAUUUGUUUUAUGUACAUUUUAUCUUCAUUAGUUAUAAUUGAAUUACCAAUUAUGGACUAGUUCUUUCAAUAGUUUUCUUGUAAUAAACACGACCGACGAUUUUUCAACCAUAAUCAAAUUUUGUUACUGUUCUUUUGACUUUUUUUACAUUGAUUUUUUUGCUGUAUAAAACAUGGCUUUACUAUCGAUAUUUAAAACUUCUAGCCACCCAAGGUGACAUUAAAGUACUGUGAUUGUAAUUAAUAAAAGUACCUACAGCGAUGUAAUGUACGAACGGUG
Molecule: messenger RNA, 3137 nt
Organism: Trichogramma pretiosum
Lineage: Eukaryota; Metazoa; Arthropoda; Insecta; Hymenoptera; Trichogrammatidae
Gene: orion
Exons: 7
Coding region: 689-2650 (653 amino acids)
Source: RefSeq, a predicted model, not a curated record